Daphnia carinata is the source of this 2338-nucleotide messenger RNA. Its product is annotated as DNA-binding protein D-ETS-6-like. Gene Ontology annotation, biological process: regulation of transcription by RNA polymerase II; cell differentiation. The coding region runs from base 229 to 1929 and encodes 566 amino acids. Gene Ontology annotation, cellular component: nucleus. Lineage: Eukaryota; Metazoa; Arthropoda; Branchiopoda; Diplostraca; Daphniidae. Gene Ontology annotation, molecular function: DNA-binding transcription factor activity, RNA polymerase II-specific; sequence-specific DNA binding. The transcript is spliced from 5 exons. The record is from RefSeq and is a predicted model, not a curated record.
UGAAUCUUCCCGAGUUAUUCAAAUACAUCAGUGAAGACCAUCAAGAAAAUGUGACUCUGAACGUAGAACUUUCACCUGAGUGGUAGGACCUCAACUGUAUAAAAUACACACCUACGGGUUGAGCGUGACUCACCGUGAAUCACGAAAGUGUCGCAAUCGGGCUCAGAAAAAACACGCUAGCGGCUUAACAUUUGAACUCGUUAGCAAUACAAGAACUAUUGUUCUUCCAUGAGUGUCGGUACCUGUUUCAAUUUGCCGGUCGGUUUCGCGAUGGAUCGCCAAUAUCAGGCGGCAGGCGGAGGUCACAAUUUCUACAACGCGGAAGAAUCAGCCAGGUCCACACUUUGGGAUUUGGAUAGCUCUGCGUUGAUCGUUCCACCACUCGUACCGUCUUAUUUCAAUCCGUCCUCUGACAUCCGCCCACAAGCUGUUUCAAGUGACACGAUGCGUCGGGAAAUCUCGGAAGAGAGCGGCUAUCAAACGGCUUUUGAUGAAGGAUCAUCAUCGUGGGCGUCCGAUUGGCCAACUCAUGAGGACCAUCAAAUCGACAGCUACAAUCAUCAGAGUUGGUCUGCGGGUUUUCCAGCACAAGACAGUCAACCCACGAGCGACGAAAUGUGUUGGUUUCAACAGCAACAAUCGCUGUCCACCUGGGGAGGAGGAUUCCCCGAAGUUUUCAACGCGGCCACGUCAGCGGUUCCUAAUCAAACAGAAAACUACCUUAAUACAACAACGUAUUCUAUGGCCGGUAGAAGUGAAAGCACUUCGUCAGAGGAAUCGACUCUCAACGAUGUUUCUGUUCCCUCAGACCCGAGUACGUGGAACGAAGAACAGGUGGCCACCUGGCUGCGAUGGUCGCAGAAGAAAUUAAAAAUCGGACCAGAAUCGACGGAUCCAACGAGAUUUCCCACCAAUGGCCGGCUUCUUUGUACGUGGACUGUAGACAAUUUUAUUCAAGUGGCAGGAUCUGAAGCUGGACCACUUCUAGCGGCCGCCCUUUUCUGGCUGAAACGACCACAUCUGCAAUCAAACAAUGGAGAGGGUGCAGAGGUGCUGGAGACGAUCCGGGUCCAACCACAAUCAACCCAAGAGUUGACUUCACAAUCGAACUGCAUGUCUUUCACGCAUACCACAGCCAACGAAUCGCCAUCGGCUACGGCCAUGUCCGCAUCGCCGUCGGCAUCCGCAACCCAUCCGUCUUGGUGGAUUCAGGAUUUCCUGCACACAACUCUGGGAAUCGCCCGCAGAAAAAAGGGUUCACCCGAUUCACCUGACAUCAAUAAAGACGGAAGCAAAUCCGUACAAGAUCCGGAUCCGGCUUCCACAUCCGGGCAAAUCCAGUUGUGGCAGUUUCUACUGGAAUUAUUGGCCGAUCCUCAAUCGAACGCGGCCUGGAUUACUUGGGAAGGUAGCCAUGGUGAAUUCAAACUACUCGAUCCUGAUGAAGUUGCUCGGCAAUGGGGAAACCGUAAAGCCAAGCCCAAUAUGAACUACGACAAACUAAGUCGUGCCCUAAGAUAUUAUUAUGAUAAAAACAUAAUGAGCAAAGUGACUGGAAAGCGUUAUACGUACAAAUUUGACUUUCACGGCUUAAUGCAAGCCUGUCAACAAUUGACGACAGUGACUAGCGCCGAAACAUUGGCCAUGUCUUCGUCUACCAGCUUGCAUUUGGCUUACAUCCAUCGCGGUGGACAAGUACCUCCUCUAGUGCCUAGUAGUUCUAUGGUGCAGGAUAGCGAAAGUGUUCAUUCGUCUCAAUAUCGAUCCCCUCCACCUUAUUGGCUAACAAAUCCGUCAACAUCCGCAUCACCGACACGAUGGAAUGCACAGUCGGAUGUUGUGCUGCAACCGUCACCGCAGUUGAUCUCGGCGGCCAGUUCUCCUUCUUCGUCUGUCACAUCGCAGUGUUCGAUUCUCUAUCACAAGUAGUCAAACAUGCCAGUCUUCAGCCAUACUCGCACACCAAAAGAAUUCACAGCAGAGAGAAUACAUCAUUAUUUCAAUCGUUGCAUUUUUCUCCAUACCAUCAUUCCAAACGUAAGUAUUAAAAUUCGAAAUGAAUUUAAUAAUGCAUUACCUACACCGAGUUAAAUGUUUAUCCCAACUCAAGAGGUCUUGAAUCUCCGGAUCCAUUUCCCUUUUUUUUCUAAUAUCCUUUUCAUGUAAAGACAAAUUUGCCAAUGUUCGGAAUACUCCAUUUGUUCGCCACAUUAUUUCAUGCCUGAAAAUGAGAAAGGUGGUGAAAACACAAAGAAAAAAUCUGGGUCUCAAACAAAAAUUUCUGUUCCAGCAAAUAUUUAAUGAUUGAUCAGAUAAAAAUAAAAUACCUCAAAGAUGA